CACGCUCACAGGUCUCGCAAAAGCGCGGCACGGCCGUGCCAACGUGCGUCGAUCCUCGAUCCCGACGGCCGUGACGACAUUUAAACCCCCCCAGACCCCAGUACGCCUCGCUCCCACUCCAAAACCUCACUCCCCCCGCCUCCACUUCCUGACAUCUUCUCGAUCGCCAGCAAAAGUUCAAACUCCAAACUUCAAUUCAAGAGUCAAGACUCCCCCGCUCCUCCUACGCGUGCUUCUCCUUGUGUAUACAGGAACCGGAGGAGAGGCACUUGAGGACCAUGGAGAUGAGCUACGGGCGGAAGCGGUCGUCGUGGAAGAAGGGCCCGACCAGGGGAAAGGGCGGGCCGCAGAACGCGGCGUGCGAGUACCGUGGCGUGCGGCAGCGGACGUGGGGCAAGUGGGUGGCGGAGAUCCGCGAGCCCAACAAGCGCACCCGCGUCUGGCUCGGCUCCUUCGCCACCGCCGAGGAGGCCGCGCUCGCCUACGACGAGGCCGCCCGCAGGCUCUACGGGCCCGACGCCUUCCUCAACCUCCCCCACCUCCGGGCCGUCGCCUCUGGGCCCGCCGCGGCCCAGCACCACCAGCACCGGGGCCAGCUCGUCCGUUGGCUCCCGGCCUCCUCCGGCGCCAGGGCCAGCCCUGGCGGCGCCGCUGGCGUGCCGGCCUACGGGCUCCUCAACCUCAACGCGCAGCACAACGUGCACGUCAUACACCAGAGGCUCCAGGAGAUCAAGAACUCCUCCUCCAAGCCGGCAUCUAGCAAGAUUAUUACAACUCCUUCGCCGUCCGACCAGCUGCUGCUGCAUCCUGCUCUCCCGGCUUCGUCUCCUUCUUCCACCGUGACCACCACCACCAACGCUAUGCCUCCGUCUGCAGCUGAUUCUUCGGUGUCCUGCUUCCAAGCCCUGGAGCUGGGCGUGACCGGGGCCGAGACCGAGAGCGCGCCGUGCUCGGAGGCGCAUGGCUUCGGCGGCGACAAGCCUCAGCUCGACCUCAAGGAGUUCUUGCAGCAGAUAGGCGUGCUCCGGCACGACGACAACGACGGCGCGCGUGGGAAGGACAACGGCGAGGCGGCAGCGGCGGACGGGUUCGGGUUCGGCGGCAACGGCGGGGAGUUCGACUGGGACGCUCUGGCAGCCGACAUGAGCGACAUCGCGGGCGGGCACGGCGUCAGCGGCGGUCUGGGCCUGGGCGUGGGCGUCAACGGAGUGUUCAACAUGGACGAUCUCGAGCAGUUCGGCUGCACCUACAUGCCCGUCCCUGUGUGGGACAUCUGAACUUCUUUGCCCAUGCACAAGUCUCCUUUCUCCUUGGUUAAUUUGCAUGCAUGCUUCCUGUCUGUAUGAACUAUGCAGUGUGUGUCUGUCUAAUCUGCAUGCAGUGUCAUGUGUUCGUUGCGAGGUUUAGCUCGCUUCUACAGUAGUUCGUGUAGUCUGAAUGGCUACUAUGAGUUUCCAUGAAUCUGCAAUAAGUUUUUAGAUCUGUUAUUCUAGAGUUAGAACAAUAUGCAGGCAUCUUCUAUCAGCUUC
This is a messenger RNA of Brachypodium distachyon (stiff brome), 1529 nucleotides long. Its product is annotated as dehydration-responsive element-binding protein 2E. The transcript has 2 exons. The record is from RefSeq and is a predicted model, not a curated record. Gene Ontology annotation, molecular function: transcription cis-regulatory region binding; DNA-binding transcription factor activity. Gene Ontology annotation, biological process: response to stress; positive regulation of DNA-templated transcription. Bases 279 to 1277 code for a protein of 332 amino acids. Gene Ontology annotation, cellular component: nucleus. NCBI's taxonomy places the organism in Eukaryota, Viridiplantae, Streptophyta, Magnoliopsida, Poales, Poaceae.